AGAUACCCAGCUCGCCAAUCACAGUUACCAGAGACAAGGGGAGGAGGAGCGUGUGAAACAUUGGAAACUGUGGAACGACACGAAAGUCGCCUGUCCGUGAAGACAUCGCCCAGUCUUCAUUCAUCAAGACAUGUUCGCGGGAUGCAGUGUAGGCCUUGUGCGUGUGAUUGGAUGCCUAAUGGUUAUGCAUACUGCUGCUGCCUUUCCAGUCCAGAAAGAGCCUUUUGGACUGGAGGAAUCGAUAUCCAGUGACUACACUGCACGGACAUACUACGCUCAAUGGAUAAGUGACACGGCGCUGCUUUACGUGGACGAGGACAGAUUGUUCUAUUACGACCUCGACACAGCGGAGCACACAACGUUGGUGCCGAAGGAGGUGUACUCUUAUUUCAGCCCGGUAAAAAGAGCGCUGUCAAACGACUGGAGUUUCGUCCUUCUCGGUUAUGACGCAGAGAAGGUUGUCGGAAACGCGGCUGUUGCACGUUAUGUGGUCUACAGUGUUAAAGACAAUACCACAAUACACAUCGGCGAGGGCAAGCGGCUGCAGCUGGCCAAGUGGGGGCCAGACAACAGGCUGGCCUACGUGUACGAGAACAACAUCUACUACCUGCCUGAACCCACCGCCGAGCCGCUGCAGGUCACUACGGAUGGCGUGCCGAUGGCAGUCUAUAACGGCAUCGUCGACGACUACGGACAUUUGUCGCAGUCUGCCUCAAACACGGUGGGCAGGGCAAACAUGCUGGUGUGGUCCCCGGACGGCCGCCGAAUCGCCUACGGACAGUACAACGCCUCAGACGUCUACUACACCGCCUUCGAGUACUACGACUCAGCUGGGGGUGGAGACUACCAGUACACGAGGUUCCUCAAGUUCCGCUACUCCAAGCCAGGGACGCCCGUAGCCACUGUUCACCUCAGGGUCGCCACUUUGCCGCCCGAAAGAUCGACCCCAGUUGCCUUCCAAGAGCUGUUGGCUCCAACAGACGUCGUCGGACAUGACCAUAACCUCGAAGAUAUAGUAUGGACCGAUAGCGACAUUUUAAUGGCUUCAUGGAAAAAUCGAGUUGAAAACAUAAACCAGAUUGUCAGCUACAAUACUUCCAAAAAGAUGGGGCGUCUUCGUGGACAGAAGGGCCUGAAACUAGAGAGAAAGGACGGCUGGGUGGACUACAAGCAGUUGAUGCCUGGAUAUGGCAACCCUUCAACUUAUCUGAUUAUCGACUGGGAGUCGCAAGGCGAAGCUGGCAGCUUCCCACAUGUAGUCAAAGUGACGGGUACAUCGAGAACACCAAUCACUUCUGGAGAGUUCACAGUUACCGACAUAUAUGGAUGGGAUGAUAAUGGUGUAGUGUACUACCAGGCGACAGAGGAGGGGCAGCCGUCCCGCCGGCAGGUGUACUCCGUGCGGGAGGGGGCUUCCCCGCGAUGCCUCAGCUGUGACGUUUACAGCAGCGAGGGGAACCCCUGCCAGCGAGCCAGCGCCGAUUUCAGCUCCGACUACACGUGGUCGAUCUUCACGUGUCACGGCCCGGAUCCACCAGUCCUGUCUGUGCGUUACACGGCUCAAUUCGCAGAUAUCAGCAAAGACGUGGUGCUGAACUUGGACCUGCGGAGGUCGCUGUCCCUCAAGCAGCUGCCUCAACGAUUGGACGACUGGGUGGACGUGGGCGACGGCAUGCGUGCACAGGUUCGCAUGUGGCUCCCGCCUGGGCUAGACCCAGAGGGCUCCGAGAAGAGGCCCGCCAUCGUCGAUGUGUACGCAGGUCCAGGCUCGCAGCACAUAGACGACUCUUUCGAGGUGGGCCUGCACAGCUACUUCGCGACGACGCGGCGCUAUGUGUACGUGUUCAUCGACGGCCGGGGGUCUGCCUGUAAAGGCGACCGGGUGCUCUUCUCCGUCUACCGCAGGCUGGGCGGCGUGGAGGUCCAGGACCAGAUAGACGUCACAAAGCGGCUAACGGAGAAGUACCGCUUCAUCGACAGCUCGCGCGUCGCCAUCUGGGGCUGGAGCUAUGGCGGCUACGUGACGGCCAUGGGUCUGGCGCGCGACCACGAGGGCGUCUUCAGGUGCGGUGCCUCUGUGGCCCCCGUCGCCGACUGGUUGUACUACGAUGCGAAAUAUACGGAGAAAUACAUGGGGCUGCCCACUGCAGAGGACAACAAGGCAGGUUACAGUGCCAGUGACGUCACGCGACUGGCUGACAGCUUCGCCAACAAGAUGUUCCUGUUGAUCCACGGGACGGCGGAUGACAACGUCCUCUACCAGAACUCCAUGAUGCUGGCGCGCGCACUCGAGGAGGCGGGCGUUCUCUUCAGGCAGCAGACUUACCCAGAUGAAUAUCACUGGAUAAACGGAUUGAGGACUCACUUGUAUCACACUAUUGAUGCCUUCUUCACUGAGUGCUUUGAUGAACAAUCCCCAUCUCCUCUUAUGAAGAUCACUCAAUCCCCAUCCCCUCUUGUGAAGACCACUGAGUCUUCGUCUACUACUGUGAAGACCACUUAUUCCCCAUCUCCUGCUGAGAAGGCCACUCAGUCCCCAUCUCUUGCUGAGAAGAGCACUCAGUCCCAUUCUCCUGCUGAGAAGAGCACUCAGUCCCAAUCUCCUGCUGAGAAGAGCACUCAGUCCCCAUCUCCUGCUGAGAAGACCACUCAGUCCCCAUCUACUACUGUGAAGACCACUUAUUCCCCAUCUCCUGCUGAGAAGUCCACUCAGUCCUCAUCUCGUGCUAAGAUGACCACUCAGUCCCCAUCUCCUACUGAGAAGACCACUCAGUCCCCAUCUCCUUCUGAGAAGAGCACUCAGUCCCCAUCUCCUUCUGAGAAGAGCACUCAGUCCCCAUCUGCUGCUGAGAAGACCACUCAAUCCCCAUCUCCUGCUGAGAAGACCUCUCAAUUCCCAUCUUCUGCUAUGAAGACCUCUCAGUUCUCAUCUUCUGCUGCGAAGACCAUUCAAACUCCAUCUAGUGCUGUGAAGACUGCUGGGAGGCAGAUGGCAGUAGUGGUAGCAAUAUUGGCCACCCUGCAUUUUCUGUAAGACAAAGAGUUCCAGUUUUGUAUCUAUGACAUCUUCUUCAUUGGUGAGAGCCACAUGUUGAUAUGUACAACAUUGGUACAUAAUAAUUGGCCAAUUUUUCAAAGAAGAAGAAAGAUUUGGGUAAGUGGGCACAAACUGUGCAUUAGGCACAGUAACUGCCUUUGGCAACACAGUACAUUUUCAAUACAAAAAUGCUUUUACCACUAGUGCAAGAAGUAUGAGCAAGCAAAUAGUACAAGAGAGCUGUAAGUGGUGAAAUAUUAGAAACGCUGUAUACAUCAGCCUUAGUGAUAAAAAAAAGUGGUGUCAGGAUGUAGAACCCCAAGGUUUUGUGUUUUUGCACGAUUCCAUUGACCAAGUGUGGGAGAACCCCAUCCAGCAAGGAGUAGGAUCGCAAUAUGUUCGCAAGCAGUUGCUGUUUCUUGUGCAGUUUCUGGUGAUGCAGGUACAGCAGAACAAGGUACACCCCAUCUGCAGUUAUUAUUCUUAAUGUUAAUGUGCUACAAAAUUGGCAAUAACAGCACACAAACUAUAGUUUAUACUGAAGCUGGUUAGGGUUGCACACUGAAUUCUAUAGUUCGAUUGUGCUCACCAGUGUUGAAAAUAAUAGGAAGAUGGUGCAGGGUUACGUCGUUUGAGCGUAACGUAUUUUGCUCGACAUGCUGCUCUUUAGAAACUAUAUGUAAUGUCGGUAGACAGUUGCUUUUUCCCUUGCUCAUAGCUAUUAUGCUACGCAUUACAAAUGAAGGUGUCUCUUCACCGAGAAAGACAGUAGUAGGGAAGUACCGAGGGGGAAUUUUGCUUAAUUGUGGCAGCAGGGAGUGGGCAAACAACUUCCAUGUUGCCAUGUCUUAAAAUGUGUUGCUGAUGACAACAAUAAAUAAAUCUGUAUCGCCACUGAAAUGUGCCUACUUCAUACUUUGUAGGAUAGUAUUUAUCGCCGUACAGCGUUACUUAUGGUAAGAUAUCUAGAGAAGACUAAUGAGUAAGUAUCAUUGAUUCCAGGGUUUAGUACAGGCGACGGGCUAAGUGAUGCGCAGAACGCAACUGUCUGGACAUGUCCUAACAGUCUGCUGCUAAUCCAGCGAACUCUGAACAUUGGUUUCCUUUUCUCUUACGUUUUCUAUCGAAAACUUUUCAACAGAUUUCUUCAGACUGGUGAAUGAAGUUCAUAACAGCAGCAUAAAAUCCUACUUUGUAUUUACAGAUACUCUAUCGUUAUAUUUAUGAGCUGCACUUUGUCCCCUGGGCAACUUUUUCUAAUGUCAUAAUGUCUACUUAAAGUAUCGUGUGGGUGAGCUAAGUGGCGCAGUCGUGAGACACUGAUCUCGCAUUUCUGUGGAUGGCAGCUCAAAUUCCAGUCUAGCCACUAAGUUUCAGGUUUCUAUGAUUUCUUUGAAUCGCUUGGGACAUCUUCUGCAAAAGAACUCAAGCAAUUCCUUCUUUCCAAAGUCUUCGCUUAAUCUUUUAUGAGUCCAUCAUCAACAUUACGUUACUGAAUAAAUUCACAAAAGAAAAAUAUUGUUACUAAAAUUUCAAAAUUGUAACUGUGUAAAAAAUCAGUACAUAUGACACAAACAAUUUAUUAUUUUUGAUUAAAAUUAUUGUUGUAUAUGAGUAUUGAUGGGUAGUUAUAGCAACAAUGCAGAAGAUCACUGUAGUAAUACUGCUAUUUCCUUCAAACUGUUGGAUGAAAUAUUUAAGAGUAAACUAUGUAUUUGUAUGGAGUCAUGUUAUCUAGUCAAUGUAUACUAAUUUGUUCAAGUUAUUGUUCUUAAAACUGUUAUUUAUUUUCUCAUCUGCCUUUUUAUUAGAUUUAGUUACAUUAAUAUUUGCAUAAAAUCAAAAUAUACACAUUUUACAGUGAUCAGUGUAAAUAUAGUGUUGCAAAUAAAGUUUGUCAAAAUGUUGAGUUCAUAUAAAACAUGAAGCAUGAGGUGUAUUUAUCGAUACUGACACUACUAGUACAUAAAUUUCACUGACAUUAACAUAUCAGACACACCUUGCGUGAAUUCCAAAGCAUUUGCUGCUUGUACAGCACCCUGAUUAUAUUUUUGUCUGCAGAAUACAUAAAAAUGUGUUUUAGACUUAUAAUAUAUGUACUUCAGAUUUCUAAAACAAUACCUCAUUAUCUAUAGUUCAUAAUUGGAUGUGUUAGUUGAUACAGUUACUUAUAAAUAUGGUAAAUAAAAUAUCUGUCUGUAUUUGCAUUUUCCCACGUGUAACAAAUUAUCAUAAGUUAAAUAUGAGAAAAAGAAAGCUAUUUACAAACCUUUA
Messenger RNA from Schistocerca gregaria, 5311 nucleotides. RefSeq names its product venom dipeptidyl peptidase 4-like. The record is from RefSeq and is a predicted model, not a curated record. Gene Ontology annotation, biological process: proteolysis. Gene Ontology annotation, molecular function: dipeptidyl-peptidase activity; serine-type peptidase activity. Bases 131 to 3034 code for a protein of 967 amino acids. The transcript is spliced from 16 exons. NCBI's taxonomy places the organism in Eukaryota, Metazoa, Arthropoda, Insecta, Orthoptera, Acrididae.